AUGGAUGACCCCGACGUUAAACCAGUCGGCGCCCGCCAAGCCACUCAUCACGGCCAGAUCCAUCCCGGAACCGAAGAUUCCCUCUUACCAGUUGGCGUCCUCGACCCAGUCUACGAAGCCAAAGCACGCGUCCUCAAUCAUGCCAUCCAAGGCAUCGGAAUGGGCUGGUAUCAGUGGCAGCUCUUCGUCGUCGUCGGCUUCGGAUGGGCCUCUGACAACCUCUGGCCCAUCGUGACGUCACUCAUCCUGACGCCCGUAUCCAACGAGUUCGACCCCGCCCGACCUCCUAUCCUGUCGCUCAGCCAGAACAUCGGCCUUCUCGUCGGCGCCGCCUUCUGGGGCUUCGGAUGCGACGUCUUCGGCCGGAGAUGGGGCUUCAACCUGACGCUCGGCCUGACCGGACUGUGGGGUCUCAUCGCCGCCGGCUCUCCCAGCUUCGCCGCCGCCUGCACCUUUGCUGCGUUCUGGUCCUUUGGCGUCGGGGGGAACCUGCCCGUCGAUUCGGCCAUCUUUCUCGAGUUCCUGCCCCGCACCCAUCAGUACCUCCUCACCGUGCUGUCGGUCGACUGGGCGCUCGCGCAGGUCGUCACCAACCUCGUCGCCUGGCCGCUCCUGGGGAACCUUACCUGCCAGCAGGACCGGGAGACGUGCGCCCGGGGCGAGAACAUGGGCUGGCGCUAUCUGCUCAUCAUCAUGGGCGGGCUGACCCUGCUCAUGUUCCUCGUCCGCUUCGCCGCCUUCACCAUCUACGAGUCGCCAAAGUACCUGAUGAGCCAGGGCCAGGAUGAGGAGGCCGUGCGCGUCGUCCACCAGGUGGCCAAGCGCAACGGCAAGGCGACGGACCUCGGCAUCGACCAGCUUCGGGCCUGCGAGCCCGAAGGAUACGCAGGCCCGCAGGCCGACGUCAAGACGACGCUGAAGCGGCACCUCGACAAGGUCAACACCCGACAGGUCGGCGUCCUCUUCUCCACGCCCCGUCUGGCCCUCAGCACCGGAGCCGUCAUGCUCGUCUGGGCCCUCAUCGGCCUCGGCUACCCCCUCUACAACGCCUUCAUACCCUACAUCCAGUCGCUGCGCGGCGUCGAGUUUGGCGACGGGAGCACGUACAUCACCUACCGAAACAACCUCAUCAUCGCCUCCCUCGGCGUGCCCGGGUCCCUGCUGGGCGGGGUCCUCGUCGAACUUCCCCACGUCGGUCGCAAGGGCGCCCUGUCCGGAUCCGCUUGCCUUACCGGUGCAUUCCUCUACGCCUCGACAACGGCCACAUCGAGCUCGCAGCUGCUCGGGUGGAACUGUGCCUUCAACCUCUGCAGUACGGCGAUGUACGCCGUCCUGUACGGCUACACGCCUGAGCUGUUCCCCACGCCCCAGAGGGGGACGGGCAAUGCUCUCACGGCUACGUGCAAUCGCAUCUUUGGCAUCAUGGCGCCGAUCAUUGCCAUGUUUUCCGAUUUAGAGACGUCGGCCCCCGUCUACACCAGCGGGGCUCUGUUCAUAGCGGCCGGCCUCGUCGUGCUCAUCAUGCCGUAUGAAUCCCGGGGACGGUCGGCCAUGUAA
Geosmithia morbida is the source of this 1557-nucleotide messenger RNA. Its product is annotated as Major Facilitator Superfamily. Gene Ontology annotation, biological process: transmembrane transport. The transcript has 3 exons. The record is from RefSeq and is a predicted model, not a curated record. Bases 1 to 1557 code for a protein of 518 amino acids. Gene Ontology annotation, molecular function: transmembrane transporter activity. NCBI's taxonomy places the organism in Eukaryota, Fungi, Ascomycota, Sordariomycetes, Hypocreales, Bionectriaceae.